AUGAAGCGACGACCGCCGCCCAAGUCGGAGCAGGCCAAACGCGCCUUCUUGCGCCGGCUCGGGUCCGAAAUAACAAAGGCGUCCACCGUCGUCCAGGAUGCGUGGAGUCCAGGCCACAACUUUUACUCGACAACCGAAGUCCGCAGCUGGGGCAGCGGCAGCCACGGCCAGCUGGGGCUCGGCGACGACCGCCACCGUCUCGCACCCGAGAUCGUCCUGGAGCUCUAUCGCAUCUCGACGGACCAUCGCAAGCUCCAGCUGAGCUGCAGUGAGCUCUUCACGGUUGCUGUCAACGACGAAGGCCAUGUGUAUCUAUGGGGACGUCCGCCGACCGACACGACCUUACCCACGACAGCCAGGCUUCCCGAACGUGUGCCAGGUCUGGACGGCGUCGUGAUUCAGAGCGUCGCUUCUGGUUCGGGGCACAUUGGCCUCCUCUCGGCCGCUGGCGCCGUCUACACGUGGGGCCAAGGCGCAGGCGGGCGUCUCGGCCACGGCGAUGAGCACAGCGUCGCCAUCCCGAAGCGCAUCCAGCACAUGCCAACGACAGCCGCUAUUCACCAAGUCGCUUGCGGUGCGGAGCAUACCCUCGUGCUGGACGCCACGGGGCGCGCGUUUGGCUUUGGAAGCAACCGCGCGGGACAGCUCGGCACUGGCUCGUACUGCAAUAGCAACGAGCCACUGCUCGUGGCCAGCCCCGUGCGCUUUGCCUCAAUCGUCUGCGGCAUGAACCACUCGGGCGCCGUGAGCCUCGACCACGCCGUGUAUACGUGGGGCUGGGGCGAGAAAGGUCGAUUAGGCCUUGGCUCGGACGAGUCUCUGCACACACCCACGCGCAUCGAGAGCUUGCGCGACGUCAAGCAGCUCAGCUUUGGCGGGGCUCACUCGCUUGCUCUGACAAACAGCCGCAAAGUGUAUGCGUGGGGCUGGGGAGCGUUUGGCCAGCUCGGCCUCGGGCACUGCAGUGACUCAAGCGUGCCCAAGCUCGUCAAGAGCCUCGACGACAUCGAGCAGGUUGCCUGUGGCUUUGGGCACUCGGCCGCCGUCUCGUUUGCGGGACGACUCUACCUCUGGGGCUUUGGCGAGGAAGGGCAACUCGGCACGGGCGACGAAGGCAACCGCGAUGUGCCGCAGCUUGUCUGGACCCACGCAAGCGGCGGUGCCACCGACCCGCCCAAGGUCCUCCAGAUUACCCUCGGAAAAGUGCACUCGAUUGGGAUCGCUGAGCUGAGCAUGAGCGCAUCGCAGCGGGCCAAGCUCAACCCGGACACGAUCCGCGCCGCCGCCAAGCGCAUUCAGCGCACCGUGCGGCGCUUUCUACGAUGCUCGCGUGUGCGCCGCCGACACGCCGCGCAUACUUUGGCGCGACAGGCGCAGCUCGAGCGAGAGCGCGUGGAGGCGAGCCGCCAGCUCGUCGCCGACGAGGAAGCGCAGCGCAAGCGCGACGAGCAAGCCAAGUGCGACGCCUUGCAAGCCGUCGCCGCCGCCAAGCGCGCGCGGAAAAUGCUCGAAGCCCGGCUCACGGUGGCCACGCGGCUGCAGGCCGUGGUUCGAGGCGCCCCGACCAAGGCUGCCCGGCUCGAGAGCGAGAAGCGCGAGCGCGAGGCUCGGCGCCUUCAAGCGGCCGCGGUCGCCGACGCAGCGCACCGCCAGCGCCGAGACAAGGAAAUCGCCGACGCCAAAGCCAAAGCCAGAGCCAAAGGCAAGGUCGUUGACGCCGUGGUCGGCCCGAGAAAGGACAAGCGACGCCUCAACGAAGCACAGCUUCGCAAGGUCGCCGCGGCGCUCAACGCGAGCCGCGAAGACCGGGACAAGACGCGGCAGGAGCUCAUGGAGCAGAAGCGGUUGCUGGAAGUGAAAGAGCACGAGAAGGCGCUGCUAGCGGCCAAAGCGGACGCCGAGAAGCGGGAGCGGCUCUUCCGCAAGAGCUUGACGCAUGCGCCGCACGUCCGUGGCAGCCUGAGCUCGAGCGUGCGCGCCCUCCACAUCGCUGAGACAUACCGAGUCCUGCCGGGGGACAUCAAGCCCCACUACGUCCUUGACGACAGCGCGACCGACCCCGCGACGAGUCUGCCAAUGGAGGACGGCUGCCAGAGCACGUCCAAGUACCGCAUCUUUCGAGACAUCCGCCGACCGUCCAUCACGGGCCUCAAGAGUCCUCGCGACGAGCCCAACCAGCGCAGCUAA
Messenger RNA from Saprolegnia parasitica CBS 223.65, 2187 nucleotides. RefSeq lists its product as hypothetical. Lineage: Eukaryota; Oomycota; Saprolegniomycetes; Saprolegniales; Saprolegniaceae. Bases 1 to 2187 code for a protein of 728 amino acids. The record is from RefSeq and is a predicted model, not a curated record. The transcript has 11 exons.